AGCAGCAGCACCACCAGCAGCAGCAGCAGCACAGAGCCAGCCAGCAGCCUCCGGAGGUCCUUAAACCCUGCGCUUGUCCUUCUUGCUGUCUUUUUAACAGGGGCUUGAAGGGGAAAGCAGCAAAAUCACAUCGAGACAGCCAGCUCAGCUCAGCUCAGCUCAGCUCUGCUCAGCUCAGCUCUGCUCUCAUCUGGCGUGUUCGCUUCAGGAGCAACGAGGGCGGGCGGGCGGGCAAGCGGGCGCGCUUAUCUCUGUGUGUACGUGCGUGCGUGCCAGAAAACCAGCGCAUUUGGAGGAUGUCAGCCAGAGGGGGGAAAAAGAAGGUGACCAAGCUGUCCCGCUCAGCCCGGGCAGGGGUCAUCUUCCCCGUCGGCCGAAUGAUGAGGUAUCUGCGCGCUGGCACACACAAAUAUCGCAUUGGCAUGGGGGCGCCAGUCUACAUGGCAGCAGUCAUCGAAUAUUUGGCAGCGGAGAUUUUGGAGUUGGCCGGAAAUGCCGCAAGGGACAACAAAAAAGGCAGAAUCACGCCAAGACAUAUUAAGUUGGCCGUGGCCAACGACGAGGAGCUUAACCAGCUUCUUCGUGGCGUGACCAUAUCGAACGGAGGAGUUCUGCCUCGCAUUCACCCGGAGCUUCUCUCCAAGAAGCGAGGAAGCCGAGUCAAAGCCGACAGCCAGGCCGAGAAGCAGGAAUCGGCCCGCGCCAAAAGCCCCAAAGCCGGCAAAGCCUCGAAAAAGGUUAAAGGCAAACGAGGGCGAAAAGCAAAGAGCACAGACAACGACAAAGAAUCCGUAGCCAACUCCACGGUGGAAGAUGGCCCAGGAGAUGGCUUUACCAUCCUCUCAGCCAAGAGCCUGUUGCUUGGUCAAAAGCUGUCUCUCACAGUGACUGAAAUGGGCAAAAUCGGAACCAUCAAGGUGGAUGCUAUCAUUAACCCGACAAAUGCAGAGAUGGACCUCAAAGACGGUGUAGGCAAUGCUUUGGAGAAGGCAGGAGGUCAAGAAUUCCUGGAGGGAGUCAAGGAGUUACGGAAAGCACAGGGACCUUUGGAGGUGGCGUCAGUGGCAGUGAGCCAGGCCAGUGGAAUGAGCGCCCGCGUCGUCAUUCACUGCAAUGUUCCUCAGUGGGGUUCAGACAAGUGUGAAGAACAUCUAGAAAAGACGGUGGAGAACUGCCUCUCGGCCGCAGAGGAGAAGAAAUUCAAGUCUUUGGCUUUCCCCUCACUCCCUGCUGGACGGAAUGGAUUCCCGAAGCCAACGGCUGCCCAGCUCAUACUCAAGGCCAUCUCCAACCACUUCUUGUCAUCCACCAACUCCUCUUUGAAAAAUAUAUACUUUGUGGUGUUUGACAGCGAGAGCAUCGGAAUAUACCUUCAGGAAAUGGCCAAGUUGGACUCCAAGUGAGAGGACUCGUGAGGAUUUUUCUCGCUGGCUGCUGCCAAUGAAAAGUCAAUCCUUGUUUUAUCUUUCUUUGCAUCCUUUCCCUACCUUAAGUUCAUCAUUCAAAUGUA
This is a messenger RNA of Syngnathus acus (greater pipefish), 1510 nucleotides long. RefSeq names its product core histone macro-H2A.2. Lineage: Eukaryota; Metazoa; Chordata; Actinopteri; Syngnathiformes; Syngnathidae. Gene Ontology annotation, molecular function: protein heterodimerization activity; DNA binding; structural constituent of chromatin. Gene Ontology annotation, cellular component: nucleosome. The transcript is spliced from 9 exons. Bases 297 to 1403 code for a protein of 368 amino acids. The record is from RefSeq and is a predicted model, not a curated record.